CUCCAGAAAUGAAAGUUAAGUUUUUCAGAGAGGCAGCCACACCGAAGUCGAGGCAAGUCUCUGUUUCUCUCAAAGAAAAUACAAACUGAGUUCAUCAGGUCCUUCUCAACAACACAGCAGAGUUUCUGUCAAACACUGGUAUUAAUAUGGCUGCUGCAAACUAUCUGCAAGCUGAAGAUCAGUUUCUGUGCUCCAUCUGUCUGGAUGUGUUCACUGAUCCAGUCACAACAUCAUGUGGACACAACUUCUGUAAAACCUGCAUCACUGAACACUGGGAUAGAAGUGACAGGUGCCAGUGUCCCAUGUGUAAAAAAGAGUUCUACACAAGACCUGAGCUGCACGUUAAUACUUUCAUCUCUGAGAUGGCUGCUCAGUUCAGACAGUCGGCUCAACAGAAAGCCAGCAGCAGCAGCAGCUCAGAGCAACAAAUCUUCAAACCAGGAGAAGUUCCCUGUGACGUCUGCACUGAAACCAAACUGAAGGCCCUGAAGUCCUGCCUGGUGUGUCUGACCUCCUACUGUGAGACUCACCUGGAGCCUCAUCUGACAAUGUCAGGUCUGAAAAGACAUCAGCUGAUCGACCCUGUGGAGAACCUGGAAGACAGGAUGUGUCCGAAGCACGAUAAACCUCUGGAGCUGUUCUGUAAGACCGACCAGACAUGUGUCUGUAUGCUCUGCACUGUUUUAGACCACAAGAUGCAUGAACUGGUUCCACUAAAAGAAGAACAUGACAGUAAAAAGGCAGCGCUGGGGAAGACGCAGGCUGAAACUCAGCAGAUGAUCCAGAAAAGACGACAGAAAAUUCAGGAGAUCCAACACUCAGUCGACCUCAGUGAAAAAGAAGCAGACAGAGAGAUAGCAGAAGGUGUUCAGGUCUUCACUGCUCUGAAGGAGUCUGCUGAGAGAGGACUGAACAAACUCAUGGAUACGGUCAAAGAGAAGCAGAAAACAACUAAAAAACAGGCUGAAGGUUUUAUCAAAGACCUAGAACAGGAAAUCUCUGAGCUGAAGAAGAGAAGCACUCUGAUGGAGCGUCUCUCACAGUCUGAAGACCAUCUACAUCUUCUCCAAAGCUUUCCAUCCUUGAAAGUUGCUCCACAAACCAAAGACUGGACAAAGGUCAGCAUCCGUCCAUCAUCACAUGAGGGGACUGUGGCUAGAGCUGUGGUUCAGCUGGAGGAGACACUCGGUAAAGAGAUGAAGAAGCUGCUUGAAGCUGAGCUGAAGAGGGUCCAGAAGUACGCAGUGGAUGUGACUCUUGACCCUGACACAGCACAUCCUGAACUCAUCCUGUCUGAUGAUGGGAAACAAGUUAAACAUGGUGAUUUAAAGAAGAAUCUCCCAGACAACCCAGAGAGAUUUUCUUACUGCGAUUGUGUUUUAGGAAAGCAGAGUUUCUCUUCAGGCAGAUUUUACUUUGAGGUUCAAGUUAAAGGAAAGACCGAGUGGGAUUUAGGAGUGGCCAGAGAGUCGAUCAAGAGGAAAGGAAAGAUCAGACUGAGCCCAGAAGAUGGUUUCUGGAUUAUAUGGUUGACAAAUGGCAAUGAGUACGAAGCUCUUGAUCCGUCAGUCAGUCUCUCUCUGAAGUCUCAGCCUCAGAAGGUGGGGGUGUUUGUGGAUUAUGAGGAGGGUCUGGUCUCCUUUUAUGACGUAGAUGCUGCAGCUCUUAUCUACUCCUUUACUGGCUGCUCCUUCAACGGGAAAAUCUACCCAUACUUCAGCCCCGACUGUAAUUACGGUGGUAAAAACUCAGCACCUCUUGUCAUCUCUUCGGUCACGGUUCCCAGAGUGCCGGAGAUGAUCCUACCGGACAUUGAGCGAGGGGAAAAUUUAAGCUGGCGCUGAAACAGGGAAUCUCAACACAGAAGAGCAAGUUUUCGCUGGCGAGUUCAAACCCAAAACCUUCUUUCUGUGAAAAUGACAACCGCAUCACCCUACCACCCAGAGAUGAAAUGUACCACAGUGGAAAUUGAGUGGAAAAAAUAAAUGCCGCAAAAAUAUCUUGAUGUAUAGCUACAGACAAUAUAUUGCUGAAUGUUUCAUAAAGCUUCAUUUAAGAUUAAGGCUUAUUUUUUGACUAUAAUGUCUGCAGAGUACAGUAUGUGUCAUUAUUAUGCAUUGAAAUGUAUCGACAGAGUUGUUUAAUAGAACAGAUACUGACAAUAUUUCCUAUUUAGUUAAUUACUGUGGCCAAUUUUUGGGGGGGGAUUUGUGAAUAUUGGUAAUGUGGUUGAUGAGACAAAGAAAUCCGUUUUAUUUUUUGUAGUAUUUUGAUUCCGUUAUAGUUUAAUGUUGUGAUCUUUAAUAUUUCAGUCCUCGUUGGUUACUUGUGAACAAAGCAAGAGUGGUUUAAUACAAGUGUAAAGCUGCUUGAGCAACUGCUUAGUCAGAACUACAACAGAAGAGCAGCUGCAGCAAAAAUAGACCAGGAGCAUAGCAAUAGAGCAAGAAAAGAGUCUCCGCUCAUGUACACUGGCUAGGAUGGCAGCAUAUUGUUUUAAGGAGCCUUGAAGAAAAAAUAAAUUGGUGAAAGAGGGGGACAAAAGUUGUGUUUCAGUGGGAUUCGUUUAGACAAAUUGUGUGUAUGUUUAAGGUCUGUAGGUUGGGUAGAAAUCAUUUCCUUUUACAAAUGUAAUUAAUUUACAUUUUCUAUGUUUACUGGCCUGUGCCACCCUCAUCCUUGUGUACUCUUUUUGAACCAAAAUGUGUUUUUUGUACAAGAACACCCACUAAAAUAAUCGAUAGACUCCUUUCCCAUUGCUAAGUAUGUGUUUCUGUUUUUAUGUGGUGCGUCACGUUCAACGUCACAAACACAACUUGGAAGCAGGGUUCGUUGAAAGUGAAAAUGUUCCGAUGAUUAUUUCUUUGUUUAUAUGUGUCACUUAUUCAGACCGUCUUUUAAAUUCCUUAAACUAAUGUGGUGAUUGUUCAAACAGUGGAAAGACAUCAAAGACUUAGUGGGUUUUUUUCUGUUGUUUUUAAAAAAAUAAAUGUUUUUUACGAUGAUCAGUGAGGAGAGCAUAUUUGUUUUGUAUGUUAUGUUUCAUAAUUAUAAUCAUGGUUUAAAUCCCCGUUAUAAAAAAAAGUAUAAAUA
Messenger RNA from Trematomus bernacchii (emerald rockcod), 3093 nucleotides. RefSeq names its product E3 ubiquitin-protein ligase TRIM21-like. The transcript is spliced from 3 exons. The coding region runs from base 147 to 1844 and encodes 565 amino acids. The record is from RefSeq and is a predicted model, not a curated record. Lineage: Eukaryota; Metazoa; Chordata; Actinopteri; Perciformes; Nototheniidae. Gene Ontology annotation, molecular function: zinc ion binding; protein binding.